Messenger RNA from Hyphopichia burtonii NRRL Y-1933, 3101 nucleotides. RefSeq lists its product as uncharacterized. The transcript has a single exon. The coding region runs from base 1 to 3012 and encodes 1003 amino acids. The record is from RefSeq and is a predicted model, not a curated record. Lineage: Eukaryota; Fungi; Ascomycota; Pichiomycetes; Serinales; Debaryomycetaceae.
AUGACAGAUUCAGACGCCCAAUCAGUAUUUGGGACCUCUAUCCUUACGUCGUCUUCUCCUCAACUGGCUGCUACAAUCUUGCCUACAAGUCUUGAAUCGACUUCAAAGUUAGUUGAUAAAAAUUUCUUACCUUGGUUUACCGCUUAUUCCAACCAUUUACAAAAAACCAACCAGUCUUUAAAUCAAUUAUUGUCUGUUGGUUCUCAAUUCUUUAAUAAUAUACCCAAUGCUGGUGAAUAUGGAAACAUUCCUAAAUUAUGGAAUUGUUUGCUCAAUUCAAUUCAAUUAGAUAUUCAUACCAAUGAAUUAUUAUAUAAACAAUUGAAGUUAGAGACCAUUGGUCCUUUGAAAGACUUAUCUUCUCAGAAUAAUAUCCAUUAUUCCGAAUUAUUAAUCAAUUCUCAAGAAUUACAAGAAAUUUCUCAAUCCCUCUCUUCAAACCCCCAAGCAGAAUAUCAAUGGAAUGUUAAAGCUCCUCAAAUUUUUGACAAUUUCGAAAAUUUUAAAAAAUUCGAAAAACAACUCUACUUUAACGUUAUUUUAAAUUUCUUCCAAUCAAACAAUUCAAAUCUUUCGAAAAAUUUGUCAAAUAAUGAAAAUUCUUCAAAUUAUUUGUUAUCAAACUUUAAAAUUGAUAAAGAAAUGGCAAAUUAUUUGGAUUAUCUCUUGAAAAAUUACUUACCAAAUGCUAAACCUAUAGACAAAUCGGUUCCUCCUCUGCCUCAUACCACUUCUUCUUUCCCCAAUGAUAUGCAUCUGAUUAAUUCUUCAACAAGUACUCCAAGUCAUAACCCACAGCCUACUUCAAAAGCUGCUAAACGUCAAUCAAAAAUUAAAUCAAAAGUCGGUUCCAUCUUUGGUCGUAAAAAUAAAAAAUCAGUUGCCUCUCCAACUCAUAACGUUAAUACUUUAUCAAAUGAUACCAUUCCUGAACUGGCCCUGUCAACAACUUCUUCCUUAAAUCGUCGUUCAACUUCUCAUUCAGCUUUACCAAAUAAGUCUCAAGAAUCAUUGGCUAACCAUUUAAAUAGAAGUGCUACUACCUCCCUGAGAAAUGGCUCGAUCAAAAGACAGCCUUCUGAUGUAUAUCAGCUGGGCUCUCUUGCUCAACAGAGAACUCCUCAACAUUCUCAACAACCUCAGUUUGGUAAACAACAACAACAACAACAACAACAAUCGUCUCCUCCACAACCAGAAAGAAGCCAAACUUUCCAGUCGAUCAAUUCUACUCCUUUGUCUCCCGUCUCUCCUAACUCCCCUCAAGUCGGAAGAUCUGUUGAUCUAAAACAACAGCAACAACAACAACAACCAGUGGCUCUUUCUGCAAACUCUUAUGCUACUCAAGACCCUCGUACUCCAAUUCCUCAAAAAGAAAACAUUAAACAAGAAUCGAUUCCUCAAGAAUCUCCUAAUGUUGUCAAGUAUGGCCAUGAAGAUGAAAGUUCUUCCGAUGAUGAUGUCCCAAUUGAUAGUAGAGGUAAUCGUUUAUCAAUGUUACAAAAACAUGACUUAGAUCAUCAAAAUAAUGUUUCUGCUAAUGAUGGUUCUUUCUCUCCAAUUGUUCCUCCUCCAUCUAAUUCAAAUGUUCAAAAUGCUUCAAACAAUGAUGACUUCUUGGGAAUCGCAAGAUCAAGACAAGGUAGUGACGGUAUUUACAGUUUUGAAGCUGGUGAUGAUACUCAACCAAUUUCCGCUACUCCAAAGCAAGAACAACGUGCUUUCCCUAGUAAUAGUGGUACUUCAAACACAACUGAUGAAGAUCGUUUGCCAGCUCCUGAUGUUCUUGAUAAUGAAGAAUCUCCUAUUCGUUAUGAAUAUCAUAAUAAAGGUGAUGAACCUUCUUCACUGAAAAAUAAUGACGCUGGUAAUGGGUAUUCUGGUCUUGGAAUUGGUGCUGCUGCUGGUGCUGCCAUUGGUACUGCUGCUGGUGCUGUUGGAAUAGCUUCCAAUGAUAAUAAAUCACAUUCGCAGCCACCUCCUCCUCCCCCAUCGAGAAAAGUUGCCCACAAUACUUCUAACCCUUCUGGGCCAACUCCUCCACCAAAACAAAAUAAUGUUCCUCAAGUAAAAGAUAGAAGUCUGCAAAUCUUCCAUAAUUUGCCUAAUGCUCGUGAAUCUUUUGUUCAACCUCAAGUCCAAAUUCCUGGUGCAUUUCCAACAGGUGGUGGAACUUCUUCUCCAGCUCCUAUUCAGUCAUUGAUUAGUCAAAGUACUGGUAAUUCUAUCCUCAAACAGACUGAUUUAUUCAAACAUAACUUUGAAGAUGAAAGAGAUGGAUUGAAUACUUCUGUCGCCGAAAUUAUCAAUGUUACAUUCAAAAAUGGUGAAUUGACCAAAUCACAAAUUGUUGGUGAAGUGGCCUUUAAUUAUAAUAACUCAUUACAAUUGGGUAAUUUACCAGACAUCAAAAUUAAGGUUCAAAAUAAGUUGGAUAAGUUUGUUGUCAAUGAUCAAUUUUUAAAACAAGUUGGUCAACAAGAGUUUGUUUUGGAUCCUUCCUCAAUUUUAUCGAAAACAUUAGGUGGGUUGAAAUACUUAGUUCAAUUGAAUGAAUCUCAAAUUCCUUUAUUGAUUAGACAAAUUUGGAAAUUUGAAAAUCAUCAAGCUAGUUUAAUUCUUAUUUUAAAAUUAAACCCCAAAUACUCCUCUAAAAUUAGUGUCAAUAAUUUGAUUAUUUCUGCAGCUUUGAACAAUUUGAUUGAGACCACUUCUGCAUCUUCUAAACCAGAGGGUUCAUUUAAUAAAGAUAAAAAUCGUAUUACUUGGAGAUAUCCAAAACCAUUGGUUCUCUUCAAUUCUGGUUUAGAAAAUUCAGAUGAGGAUAGUAAUCAAGAAAAGAUUAUUGCAAGAAUUAUGACUAAAGGAUUAGCUUCUGAACAUGAAUCAGGAAUUCAAGUUAAAUUUAGCCUUAGUGAACCUCCUGUUAAGUCUGCUAAAAUUGUUGACGCCAAUGAUGCUCAAAUCCCAAGUGUUCAUAAUUUAAUUAGUGGAAACUAUAGUUCUCAUAGUUGAUUAUUAAUUUCGUUAUAUUUGUUUAAGUUUCUUCUGUUUGUUUUAGUUUUAUUGUUUUCCUUAAAUUCUUGACCAUGUUUUUAUUGUUU